Messenger RNA from Naegleria lovaniensis, 2112 nucleotides. RefSeq lists its product as uncharacterized. NCBI's taxonomy places the organism in Eukaryota, Heterolobosea, Eutetramitea, Acrasida, Naegleriidae. Gene Ontology annotation, cellular component: mitotic spindle; nuclear microtubule. Gene Ontology annotation, biological process: mitotic spindle assembly; regulation of mitotic spindle organization; activation of protein kinase activity. The record is from RefSeq and is a predicted model, not a curated record. The coding region runs from base 1 to 2112 and encodes 703 amino acids. Gene Ontology annotation, molecular function: microtubule binding; protein kinase activator activity. The transcript has a single exon.
AUGUCCAACAUUUCCUCCACAAAUUUGCUCACCACCAACAAUGAAGAGCAAACUUCCCUCAUUGAAGAAGAAUGGGAAUUCAAAGCUCCUAAAUAUUUUGACUUUGAUAAAAUCCUGUUCUCAUCAUCAGAAGAUUCCCACAAUAAGAGUCAUACUGAUCAAUGGUUUUUCACCGAAGACGCACAACAUUUGGAAUUUCUCGAUCCGAAAUACAUUGAUUUGAAUAACCAACCACAACAACAACAACAAAUCUUGUUCCCCAACGGUGCUGGUUCCAUGAUGAAUCAUACCGACAUUACUCUCAGUAACAUUAGCACCAUUUCAAAAUUCAGUGUUCAUCAUCAUGACGAUGAUGGAGCCUCUCUCUACUCUUCGGGUAGCAACAAUAUUCAAUCCAUCCAACCACAAGGCACUCUAUCAUCAUCACUCUUCUCCAAUAAUUAUCAUUCCGUACCAGCUCUUGCCUCUCAACAAGCACACAAGAAGCCCACAAGUCGUCGUCCAGCGCCAAAGCUUACCAUUCCCCAGACUCUGAAAUUCAUGACAGAUCAGAGAAUGAAGCAGAAAGGUCAAAUGAUCAUGAACCCAAAUACAAGUAAGGCGUCUUCAACAACAAUGAUCAAAACAACACUCAAAGUGGAGAAUAAGGAUUUGAAUUUGACCAAAUUCAAGACAAUCACCCGACCCAAGUUAAUGUCUCCAAAACCCUUCAAGUUUGCAACUGAGAGUAGAGCUGGCCUCAAGAAUCACAACAACAACAACAACACGAGCAUCUUACCUCCUGGUCAUUCUCCUUUCAAUAAGAGCAUGCUUCAGAAAAUUAAUGAGAUGAGAACCAAGAUGCCUUCUCGAUGGAAAUGCAACACGAGUGUGAUGAAAUCAUCGUCAUUGGCAACACCAGGAACUCCCUUGUCAAGAAGUAAACCACUCAAGAUUACCAAGCCAUGCUCAUUCAAGUUACGAACCAAAUUCAGAAGUAGAAUGAGAGCACAACCAGCUCAAACAACACUUGACAAUGUUGUUCGUGUUGAAUUUAAGGCAAGACCUCUCAAUAGAAAGAUCUUUGAAAGUUCAGGUCAAAUGGGACUCGGAAGAGUGGUGAAACGAGAGGUCACUCAUCCUGAACAGUUUAAUCUUCGUACCGAUGAACGAAUUAAGAAGAGAAAGUUGGAUCAGAGCAAGAUUGCACUCGAUGAUGAGAGUUGUAGCAAUAGUACCAUGACUGCUUCUGAUUGUUCUCGUCGUCCCAUCAAGACUCGAAAACUUCAAGACAAUACUCUAAAUUCCACACAAAGUAUUUUACUUCAGACGUCGAGAAGUGUCAAACCACCGACCAUUCCAGAGUCACCCAAUUUAAGAACCAAGCAACGAGCUGCACUACACAAUAGAACUGCUCCUCAACCUGCCACCCCAAACUCUCCUCAUAUUACUUUUCGUGCGAGGCCUUUACCAGCCACCACUUUUCAAAACUCGUGCGCCUUUGUACCAACAUUGAAUGAGCACGUCACCACUGUACCUGAGCCCUUUCAUCUCAAAACAGAAGAACGAGGAUUCAUGUAUCGAAAACAAUUUGAAUCAAGAAUGAUCGAGGAGGAAGAAAAGGAAAAUGAAAGUCGACAAUUUAAGGCAAGACCUAUUUUAAAGUCAGUCAUGAAUGGAUCCUUGUGUGAUGCCAGCAAUAGCAGUAUCAGUAGUAGUGUUCGGUCGAAUAUUACGAAACCCAUUACAAUUCCUGUGUCUCCAAAACUUCUCACCAAGAAUAGAGCUCGUUCUGAAGGAGACUCGAUUUUGAAAAGUGUCAUUAUUGGACCUUCUCUACCAAAUACGUCAACUUUUAGAGCACGACCCAUGCCACACUUUUAUCAUUCAAAUCCUUCCACUUCCAUUCAACACAAAACCUCACGGAAUAUGGAUGUGACUCAUGUGGAGCCUUUUCAUUUGAGAACAGAGGAGAGAGGACAAGCCUAUCAAUUUAAAUUCAAGAGUCGAAUGGAAGAACUUUCAAAAAUGUCCUCAAAAGAAGAUGCGUCUGGUUUGACCUCUUCGUUCACAACAACUAGGAAGCAAGUUUCUUCCACUCACACCACCACUGCUACCACUCUUCGAUUAUAA